GAGGAGAACAGAAGGAACACCACCACGAAGUGAAGACAGUGUGCGGUAUUCAGCCGUUUGUGAGCCGGUCACGAUUGACGCCGACACGAUGACAGACUGUCCGUCGGGCCUCAGCCGCCGUUAACAAUGGACCCGCUCCUUCCGAGCGUCCCCCCGGGGCUGCUGCGGGCCCUCGGCGCUGCUUUAGGACGAGGCACUAGGUUUCAGGUUCGCUGUCGCCUGAAGUAAAUAUUCACACGGAUUUAGUUUUCAUACAGAUUGAACGCUUUCAAUAUAUCGGCCCAAGUUUUUAUUUUUUCUCCCACAUGUUGACUUUAGUGCCCCCUGUAGGGAAUAUUCCGGAAGAGAGCAACUGCAGCUUGUGCAACAUCGGCUGGUUCCCCAGCGCGGACCCAGUUCCUUUCCUCACACACCAUCGAGAAAGGCUGCGUCGGCUUUGGGUUUCCGGCCGACGCAAACGUGGAUUUGAUGUGCGUUCAUUUGGGACAGGGUCUCAUGUGAAGCUUCCCGGUCCUGCCCCGGAUAAACCAAAUGUGUAUGACUUCAAAACGACAUAUGUACAGAUGUACAACGACUUGGUCCGCAAGGACAAGGAACUAUACACACAGAAUGGCAUCCUGCACAUGCUGGACCGCAAUAAGCGCAUCAAAUCAAAGCCGGAGCGCUUUCAAAGCUGCAAGGACAUGUUUGACCUGGUCAUCACCUGCGAAGAGAGAGUCUAUGACCAAGUGCUGGAGGAUCUGAAUUCGAGAGAGCAGGAGACUCUCCAGUCUGUGCACGUGAUUAAUGUAGACAUUCAGGAUAACCACGAGGAAGCCACGCUGGGCGCCUUCCUCAUCUGUGAGCUGUGUCAAUGUAUCCAGCACACCGACGACAUGGAGGAUGAAAUGGAUGAGCUCAUCCAGGAGUUUGAGGAGAAAAGCAACAGGCCUUUUCUUCAUACUGUCUGUUUCUACUGAUACACAAUAGAAAUUUGCAAUAAACAUAAUCUUGUAUUACAAGCAAACAAACAUAUAUGGAGACACACACACACACACGUCUUACUCAGUCAUCGCAGAACAGUACAUACACAUUGUGUGCCUACGCCGCCACACACACAGCUUUGGGUCAGGACCUAACAAAUGGCUGCCUUUGGACUUGGUGGUGAUGAGUUGUUCCUCUAAGCAGAGGACUGACUCGCUGCUCUCACUCUGCCUUUAUUUCUCCGGAUCAAGGUCAGGCCAAGGUCCUCCCUCCAUCCCAGUUCAGUGAAAUCACUCAACCCUGUCUCCUCAGGGAGAGCCAUAACACUCCCACCCCCGAUUCAACUAGCGCUUUCCUAGGCCCUCUACUUUUGUUCUGUACGGCAUAUUAGAGCUGAUUUUAGUUUUCUCCGGAUAUAUAAUUGUUAUUCAUUUAUGCAUACAUGUCGGAUUUUUAUUCCUGACUGACAGUGUAAAUGUGUUUCUUGGGGUCGGCAGGAGAAUGAAUUGAACUGAGCGCCUGUUUUUGUGCAACCAUGUGUUGUAGAUUAGUUUGGUUUAAGUUAAAGCGGGUCAGCUAAUAAUAAGUAAUGAAACCUAGACCUCUGAGGUUCUACGGUGUGUUUCCAUUAUGUGUUGAUUCAUAUUUAAACUCGAAUAUGCUGUUUUUCAGGGCAUGGUAUUUCUUUUCCUUUUGUAAAUGUUUAAGAAUUCAAGCAUUGUAAUUAUUUGCAAACUGCGAGCUCAGCUCAGAGUGCCUGAUCUUUCUGUAUGUACAUAUGAAUCCUCUAAAGAAAGAAACAUC
Molecule: messenger RNA, 1767 nt
Organism: Pseudoliparis swirei
Lineage: Eukaryota; Metazoa; Chordata; Actinopteri; Perciformes; Liparidae
Gene: ssu72
Product: SSU72 homolog, RNA polymerase II CTD phosphatase
Exons: 5
Coding region: 306-959 (217 amino acids)
Biological process (GO): termination of RNA polymerase II transcription
Cellular component (GO): mRNA cleavage and polyadenylation specificity factor complex; nucleus
Molecular function (GO): RNA polymerase II CTD heptapeptide repeat phosphatase activity
Source: RefSeq, a predicted model, not a curated record